Molecule: messenger RNA, 1413 nt
Organism: Ilex paraguariensis (yerba mate)
Lineage: Eukaryota; Viridiplantae; Streptophyta; Magnoliopsida; Aquifoliales; Aquifoliaceae
Source: the annotation of a GenBank genome assembly
AUGGACAGACUGGUGAAGGCAGACGUGAAGGAAGUGAAUCUAAGCUUCUCCAAAGGCCAUAAGUGCUCUACCACUUUUAGGUUAACCAAUCUCAUGCACACCAUGUCUGUAGCCGUUUCUCUCACCUCAUCCAAUCCAUCCAUCUUCUCCUUCGUACAAUCUCUUUCUAUCAUCCCACCUCUCUCUACUUCAUCAUUCACUCUCCUCUUAUCUCAGCCAUCUGAUCAGCCACCUCUCUCCUCCCCGCUAGACACCGUCCUCGUCCGAACAUGUAUGCUUCCUACAGGCAAAGCACAUCAGGAUGAUCUUCGCCGCUUGUUUUCGAGACCAGGUCCACAUAUCUUCAAGGACGCCACCAUCCCCAUCUCCUUUGUAGGUCCUCAUGUCGUCGAGUUCCUUCUAUCUUCCUCUUACAAGAGCUUGGAAAUCGCUUUUCUUUUACCCAAAGCAAUUUCUUGGUGUGACAAAUCUCAGCUCACCUCGUUGCUCAGAUCUGCUGCCAGAAAAGGAAACUCUCACUUAGUUUCAGCUUUGAUUGAGGCUGGUGCUGAUGUAAAUGGUAAGGAAUCGGGCUCGCCGUCGGUGAUGUCAUUAGCCGUUCAAUCUGGAAAUAUCGAUGUUGUUCAACUCUUGAUCGAGUCAGGUUAUAUAAUGGAGAAUUCAGCUGAUCGGCUUUUACACGAUGCAGCAGCCAUGAAUAGAGUUGAUUUAAUGGAGAUUUUGUGUUUGGGUUACGUAGAUAUUGAAUUGAACUCAGUCGAUGAUCAUGGUCGAACUGCUCUUCAUGUUGCUGCAAUUAACGGACAUGUUGAAGUUCUUCGAUUUCUUGUUGGGGUGGGAAGUGAUCCUACUGUUGUAGACUCUAAUGGGUGGACUCCCCUUCAUUUCGCUUCGUCUGAAGGCCAUUUUGAAGCGGUUGAUUUCUUGUUGAACAAUUCAACCUAUGUGAAAUAUGCACUAACAAGAGAAGGAAAAACCGCCUUCACCAUUGCAGUCGAUAAGGGUUACUCAAAUUUAUACGAUUUGUUACAUCUGAAUGAUGUUUUGCAUAGAGCUGCGAGAUUGAAUGAUGUAACUGGGAUGAAAAGUUGUAUCGCAGAAGGGGCGAAGGUUAACAGUAGAGAUCAGAACGGUUGGACCCCUUUGCACAGAGCUGCAUUCAAAGGUGGGUUGGAGAGUAUAAAGCUUUUGCUGGAUCAGGGGGCUCAGAUUGAUCUCGUUGACGAUGCCGGCUACACGGCGUUCCAUCGGGCCGUUGAGGCCGGUCAUCUGCAGGUUGCACUGUAUCUGGUGGCUAGUGGGGCUAGAGCUAAUGUGAAGGGUCUCAAAGGUAAGGUUCUUUCUGAUUUGGAUUGUUUCAAGAACCAUCCUUCUCUUGUAACUUCUUUUCGUCUGGAGGAAGAAAUAGCUUGA